Molecule: messenger RNA, 844 nt
Organism: Hibiscus syriacus
Lineage: Eukaryota; Viridiplantae; Streptophyta; Magnoliopsida; Malvales; Malvaceae
Product: putative F-box protein At3g58950
Exons: 4
Coding region: 2-844 (280 amino acids)
Molecular function (GO): protein binding
Source: RefSeq, a predicted model, not a curated record
AAUGGCCAAACAACCCAAAUCAAUGGGUUUCUUCGACAAUUUACCUGAUAAUGUUCUUUGUCACAUUCUGUCGUUCCUUCCCACUAAAGAUACAGCUCGAACCUCCGUUCUUUCUCCGAGGUGGAGGUAUCUUUUUGUCUCAUCAAUAUCUGAGCUUGAUUUCAAACCUUGCAUAACGACUUUGCAGCGUGGUGUUAAGAAAAUAGUUAUAUUCUCGGUCAAGAAAAAGAACCCACCUUUACCUACUACUCUUCUAUUUUCUUGCCAGUCACUCGUCACACUGAAAGUGAAAAUCAGAGGUGUUAAUGGUGUUCCAUCUAAUGCUUAUUUCGGAAUGCCGCAUGCCAAUUGUCGUAGAGGUUUCAAUGUCAUCAAGAUUGAUGCUCCGAAUCUUGUUUAUUUCAAAUAUGCUAACGGAAUGGCUGAAGAAUGUACUUUAAGUGAAAUGAAAUCUCUAGAAAGAGCUGAUAUUCAAAUCACUGAAAUGGAUAACGAUGAUCGUGAAUGUGUAGCAAAUCUUCUUCGGGGUGUUUGCAAUGUACAGUCUCUUUAUUUAGGCAUUGAAGAUAGCCCUAGAAAGGCAAGGAAGUCGGGAGGUUUCGAGUCAUUGCCUGCAAUAGUGCCUUCAUGUUUGUUAUUUCGCAUCAAGGAGAUUGAAAUCAAGUACUUCGAUGGAAAGGAGAAUAUGUUUGGAAUGGUAAGUUAUUUCUUGAAACAUGCAUCAGUUAUGGAAAAGCUCAUAAUUAGAAGAAUUGAUGUGUGUGAGGAACAACCAUCGACUAUCAUAGAAAAACUAUUGAGUUUACCGAAGGAAUCGAAGAAAUGUGAAAUUAUGACUCCAUAA